Messenger RNA from Microsporum canis CBS 113480, 1713 nucleotides. RefSeq lists its product as hypothetical. Lineage: Eukaryota; Fungi; Ascomycota; Eurotiomycetes; Onygenales; Arthrodermataceae. The transcript is spliced from 2 exons. The coding region runs from base 1 to 1713 and encodes 570 amino acids. The record is from RefSeq and is a predicted model, not a curated record.
AUGGGCUCUAACGAGGAGAAACUGAACAGUUUUCAAGAAGGAUUCCCUGCUACCUUUGGAGGCUUUUUCAAGGUUGCUGGAGGCCAAACCAAGAAGGUGUCGUCCUUCUUGGUGAACUCUCCUCCUGAUAUUACUCCAAAUACCCGCAUCCUUGCUGUUUGUGGCGUCAGUGACGAUUCGGACAAAGCUGCAAGCCCGGAGCAUGACGGAUGGUUUUAUUCAGACUUUUUUGCCUUCCACACUUUGCUACAUGGUCAAGGAGCUGCGCAAAAAUGGUGUUGUAGUGAUGAGCCAGCUCUAUUACUCCAGAAAUACGGCCAGUACUUUCACGGGAACCCAUACAUGGAGCGGCGGGUAGUCCUGAAUGAAUCGUUGAUACAGACAGAGCUUCAUGACGUUUGUAUCUCCUCUGCGUCUAAUCUUCUUCAAAACUUUCUGGAGCUCCUCCAUGAAGAAGCUACCCACGCCGUCCAGCAGAAAGCUCCGCUAAUUCUUUUCCUUUUUGGCCAUGGCGCGGAGAUAACUAAAUCAGUUGAGAUUGGUGUGGCUGGUAACGAGCUCAGCAUACCCACGGUUGCCAGUGUCGUCGGCGACAAAGUUGACCUCACGAUCAUAUCAACCGCCUGCUACUCUGGAGGAUGGGCUGUAACCUCACCCCUUAAUGCGACAGUACUUUCGGCUGCUGGGGCAGAAGAUGAGAGUGAGUCUUGGCCAAAAAGCUCAUCUCUGUCAAGAGCAUGUGGAAGUGUAUAUGCUUCCACCUUGAUCAAGUCCCUUGCAGAUACAUCAAACAAUGAACUACUACAACCACAGCCAGAACUUCGCCCAUCUUCCUCUUUAUCAGGCCAAGAUGCACCAUCUACUUCAACUGAUCAGGGAUUAAUAACAUUUUCCGAAUUUGGUCGGACUGUCCACGCAUUACUCCUCAGUAGAGUGGAUCGGCUCGGUUACCUUCACAAUUUAUCGUUUAGCGCUCGUGAUGACGAUUGGGAGAGCUACUGGAGAAAGAGAACCGGAGUUCCCCUCGCAGACUUAAAGGCAAAGUGGGAGAGACUUGACAUAGUUCAGCCACAAACUUCAUCAUCACUUAACAGAGACCAAGACGCUGAGGUUCAUGUGCAACCGGACAACAUCUCGUUAUACAGUCUGAGAGGCCAAUAUGGAUCAAUUACCUCUUACAUAGGACAACUCUGCCGACUUGCAAUCAGCUACCUAGCAAGUUAUCCGGGUCGUGACUCGCUUGCUCCAAACUCAUUCUUCCAUCAAAACUGUCGAGACCUCAUUUCAAGAAGAAAGAAAUUUAAUCUCUCUACACUUGAAGUUAUUGAGUCAACAUUACGGUACCGAAUGUCCUUAAACUUUCUAGCAAAUCAGCUUGUGUCUGGCUCUCGGAUUCCUCUUCCACAUAGGAAGCUUUGUGAAGAAUGGGACCCAAUUCAGAAGGCCAAUUACGAGCUCAAUGGAUGUAACAGCCUCAACGAACGACUUUACCCCCUGUUUCCGCCACCACUCCCUAACCAAGGCCGAGGCUGGAACAAGCCCCGCUGGUACAUUGUCUGUGCUUUGAUGGAAGCAAAUCUCUCACCGACGGAACUUAAUCUUCGAGUAGAAUCUCUGCUACAUGCUUCACGAGUCAUCGAGCAAAGUCAAGAGAUGAUUCUACAGAAGAACCCAAUGAUCCAGUCGAAGCGAGGCCGCCUGCUCAAGUCCUGA